Messenger RNA from Anopheles nili, 2813 nucleotides. It is a transcript of the gene Cog1, whose product is annotated as conserved oligomeric Golgi complex subunit 1. The transcript is spliced from 3 exons. Lineage: Eukaryota; Metazoa; Arthropoda; Insecta; Diptera; Culicidae. The coding region runs from base 1 to 2778 and encodes 925 amino acids. The record is from RefSeq and is a predicted model, not a curated record. Gene Ontology annotation, cellular component: COG complex; Golgi apparatus. Gene Ontology annotation, biological process: intra-Golgi vesicle-mediated transport.
AUGGCCAACAACCUGGAUCUACUGCACAUCGAUGUGGAUCGACUGUUUAAACAACAUAAUGUGACAGAAAUCGAUCUAGUACACAAGCGACUCCUGAACGAAAUAGAGUUGAAACGUGAAGAACUUCGCACGAUGGUUGGAGAGCGCUAUCGUGAUCUGCUGAAGGCUGCGGACACGAUCGGCGAAAUGAAGCAGACGGCGAGUUCAAUUAUUGGUAAUGUCGACCGCAUCACUUCCCGGUGUGAACAGUUGAACCACCACAACCUAAUCGGGUUCCGCACCAGCAACGAUUACCAGCGGUUGCAGAAAAAGCAUCGAGAUCACAACUUCCACGGCGUAAUUGUGCAAAUCAAGCUGCUAACCAGCCUGCCCGAGAUGAUUUGGAGCCGUAUCGAUCAGGAAGAUUACUUCGUCGCCACGCAGCUGUUCAUCUUUGCCCGGCACAUUUCGACGGGUCUCAGCUUGGACACGGAGCGGGAAACCAUGCAUAAAUUUCCCGUCGCUGGCAAACAGUGGCAAGUGUUAAGUCAGUUUUUCUUCACUAUCGAGCAAGCUUGCCAUGACUCGCUGAGGCGCGAGGAGCUUUCCGUUACCGUGGCAUCUAAAAGUCUAGCCAGCUGGCUGCUGCUUGAAUCUUGUCCGGUGGAGCAAACACUCGACAUGUUUGCGGAACGCCGUUCGAAAGCGUUCCUCGAGGUCCUGGACGAAAGCGGAACUGUCUACGAGAAGGUGAAGGACAAGCUGUUGGCCAGCCUGAAAGUACUGAUCGGUACUGUGCGCUUGUUCUUCGAAUGUUUCAUCGACGAUGGCACGGCAAACGACGGAGUGGGCGGUUUACAGCGCGAACUACGACGCAUCACCGGAGAUGACGCCGUUCCAACGAUGCGUCUCAUUCGAACAGAAGACCCGAUGAUCAUGCAAAUGGUGCCAGAAAUGAUUGCAAAAUUUCGCCCACGAUGCGAACAGGUUACUUUGUCGGAACAAACUGUUUGUUCCGCUGUCGCUUCCUUUCUAAAGAACGGCAUCGAAACGACCGUCGCCAGUAGGCUGCAGCGGUUAGUCAGUAUCGUUCCGUCGAUAAAAACACUUCACGAUAUGAAGACACAGGCGCUCGCUUUGGAAAAACCCCUCAACUGGGCCAACAUCAUCACUCGGCUACGAUUGCCAGAGGGGAGCGAUUUUUAUGCCACGUUCUAUCAGCGUCUCAUUAACGAUCGCAUGCAGUGCAUCGUCAAGUCGGUCUGGACGGAAACGGUCCACCAAACGCAGGUGGAUGUGAUGGCGCUUCUGGAGCAAGAUUCUGUCGACCUAAAGGCAUUUGUAUGGAAAGAAUCGUUCGACGAUAUGCCGGUGAAUCUGAAAAUGGCCCUCAACCGCUCCAAUCCAUCCGGCCGGAAGUUGAUGAUGAAGGCCCGAGGCUAUACACCGGGAUUAGUCGCCACGAUCGAUUCUCUCAAUGUACGAUUGCAGACGCUCACGCGUGAUGUCGAACUGUUUCUCUCCACUUCCAGCCGGUCCGAGGUGGACCAAGUGCUCGUUUACUUCCGGCAGUGCUGUGUCGAUGGCAUUGCCGAGUUGGUAACCGCCAUCAAAUCGACACAGUUUGAAGCAACCACCGAGCGGUACGCCCUGCUGGCAAGAUAUCUCAUGGCAGUGCGUGAACUCUGUCCGGCGCUUCGAGAAUGCUUCAUACCUACGUCCGCCGGACUCAACGAUAACUGGCUACUGCUUCCUGGACGAAAAUCAUCGUCUGCCAUCGCAGUAUCCGAGGAAGAUCCAGAGCGAUGGGCCAAGGUUGCCGGUCUGCUAGAGGACGAGAGCUUGCGUUACUGGAGACUGUGGGUGGAGAAGUUGUGCCAAUCCUGGCCUGCACUGACGCCCGAAGUCGGCUAUGGUACAUUGUUGAACGAGUUCCCGAUAUGGGAGACGGUGGCGAUCGAGGAGAACGAUGAAAAUAAUCAGCCGGUUCAAUCAACCAUCCGUGUACCCUCGCAGCCGAGUUUUUCCGUGCAACGAUAUCUGCACCACGUGCACGCGCUGUUGAACGAAGCUAUUCCGCAAACCAUCCCGCGACCGACGAUGUUGGAAAUCGCCGAGCGGCUUGCUAACCUGCUGAUGCAACACUACGGCGUCCUGGCCGAGGAUGAAUUUGUGAAGCAAAAUCAAACCGUCGCCCUGCAGUUCUAUUUUGACGUGCGGUUUCUUCAGCUCAUGCUGAUCGGACGCGAACAGAAACAACUACACGAUCGCUUCAACGGCUUAAUCGGUCGCUUCAAGGCACACAUUGAUCCAUUCGAUUUCGACGUGUUUUACGUGCACGUAAACGCCAACGUCAAGCGAUCGGCCGCCAAACUUCAGCAUUUCUUGGGAGCGCUGGUAUGCCAUGGCGAACAACUUGCCACGAUGGUGGAGAGUGGUCCUGCCUCGGUCGCAUCUGGCGCAUCCCUGCUCGACAAAAAUCCAAACAUUCUUACGCUUAGCUGCAACAGCAUGAAUCUGGUGUGGUUCCCUAUGCUGCCCAUCCUAAGUAAGGAUACGACAGCUGCGAUGGCUUCCGCUGGACCGGGUUCCAGUUCAUCAAGCAGUGGAAACAUGAAGAACUACAAAAAAACAACGACCAUUGAUGGGGCGGAGACAGGAAAAUCUUCUCUGAUCGCUACCGCUUCGAAGUCCUCCUCCAAGGAACCCUCUGCGGCCAGCACUUCGGCGGCAACUGCGCAAAACUACGCCAAAGGAGCGGCCGCAUUCUUCGGUCUCGACAAGGAUUGGUUCCGAUGAACAAUCGUGGAAGGAAAGUAAUGGGCGUAACGGUU